GGUUUCCAAUCAAUUAAAGAACAAGCUAACAGAUCAAGCAGCUGGUAUUGUUCUAUCUAGCAGCUAGCUAUAUGGCAAUGGAAGAACUACAUGCAGCUGCUUUAGCAUACUACGACAAUGGCACUCAACAGCUUCAGGAUCUGGCAGGGUCUUUCUUCCGAUCUAUGGACACCAACGGGGAUGGUCAAAUCAGCUGCUUGGAGUUCAAUGACUUCCUCCAGCAAAGUGGCUACAACUGGAUUAUUAACGAUCCAAACUUCUUCAAAAGACUUGACCGCAAUGGCGAUGGUGGAUUGGAUUUUGGGGAAGUUCUCACUUUCUAUUAUAUCAUUAAAACGAGGUACAUCAAGUGCCAAGGGUAUCGGUGCGGUGUACACCUCUGUGGUUUGUAUUUCACUUGCGUUGCUUGCUUUGACGGAGCUCAUGAGCAUCGCUCCACCUUUGAUCUCUGUCCUGCCUGCUAUCGCAAUCGGAAUUACUAUCACCACCAGCACCACACAUACUUCUUGGAUAAUCAUGUAUUGCUGCGCUCCAAACGAGGCAUCUCUCCAUAUGCUUCACCAGAUCUCAACAUGGCAAUGACUCCAACCCCGCCUCCAGCAGUUUAUAAUAAUAUUAAUUACUACAUCGCUGCUGCACCUCAAAGGCAUAGUUGGUUCCAGGUAUUUCGCGUGUUUGAGAUGGCUCUUACUGCUGCAAGUGUGGCUGCUAAUUGUACAAUCAUGUGAUGUCAUUACAAAGAAGGGUUUAUUGUUGGAGUCCAAAUUCGGUGUCUAUCUGAUGUGAUCAGACUAACAGAAAAUGAAAUGAUGGAGAAUUGAUCACGGACAGCCAUUGGAGGAUUUGAAUGCGCCAUUCUUGUUUGAAGGGAGAGAGCUAGAGGGUUUUCCUUCCGCUUCAAUGACUCCAUGUAACCAAUGAUAAAUUAAAAGAGUUUUGUUUUUUUUUCUUUUUCUUUUUUCUUUUCUGUUUGGCUGAUAGACGUCUUUGUUUGGCAAAUGUCAGUUUUUAACGGAACAUUAACGGAAGUUAGUGAUAGGUAUCAUUUGAAAUAAAAUCGAAAAGUUCAGGCCGGUACUGGUUGUGAUCAAAAUUGAAGUUCAGGUACCAUCGAUAAGAUAGAGAAUAAGUUCAGGUACCAUUUGUGAUAAUUACCCUUUUUUUUUUCCUUUUUCUUUUUUCUUUUUUGUUAUUUAGAACAGACCUCUUUUUCU
Rosa rugosa (rugosa rose) is the source of this 1214-nucleotide messenger RNA. RefSeq lists its product as uncharacterized. Gene Ontology annotation, molecular function: calcium ion binding. NCBI's taxonomy places the organism in Eukaryota, Viridiplantae, Streptophyta, Magnoliopsida, Rosales, Rosaceae. The transcript is spliced from 3 exons. The record is from RefSeq and is a predicted model, not a curated record. Bases 72 to 728 code for a protein of 218 amino acids.